Molecule: messenger RNA, 2656 nt
Organism: Monopterus albus (swamp eel)
Lineage: Eukaryota; Metazoa; Chordata; Actinopteri; Synbranchiformes; Synbranchidae
Gene: depdc7a
Product: DEP domain containing 7, paralog a
Exons: 9
Coding region: 299-1891 (530 amino acids)
Biological process (GO): intracellular signal transduction
Source: RefSeq, a predicted model, not a curated record
AUGCACUAAAUAAUUUAGACUACCUGUGAAGUAACAUUUUAAGCCCUUCAGUUUCAGUUCUGGAAGAUGUGACCAAAUGUUAUGAGAAGUGAGAUAACGCGUCUUUUGUUGAACCAAACAGCGGGGUCCUCGGUACCACUUUAAUUCCCGGGCAAGGCGGUGACUGGGGCAUGAAUACGGUGUUAGUGGGAGGAGGCGGUUUCGGGGUUGACUGUAGCGUGCUGCGUGCGUCAUGUUGUGAAUUGAAGACCCAGGACCUGGACUGUAUGGCUCCCUUCAGUCACUGGAUGAGCUUUUCAUGCACCGAGCCCCCGAGCAAGGCAUGGCUGGUAAGACUUUCCGAGGCACGUAUAGGACCAGCAUCAUAUCCAAUCUCCACACUCACGUGGAGGUCAAGCGGCGGCGUCACAACCUAAAAUCCUACCAUGACUGCUUCCUGGGCUCAGAGGCUGUGGACGUGGUGUUGGCGUAUAUCACCCUGAACCGUUUCUUUGGUGAUGAGGCAGUGCCCCGCUACAAGGCCGUCCGUCUUUGUCAGGCCCUGAUGGACUCAAGGGUGUUUGAGCCAGUGGGCAUUAAAAAAUUUGGGAAAGAAAAGAAGCAAGCCACAUUUGAGGAUAGUAGUUGCAGUUUAUACAGGUUCCUGACCCCAACAACUAGUUCCUCAUCGUCGCUGACCAACACCCAGUCUCACUCCACUAGUACCAUAGAAAGUGGCUAUGAUUCACCAAGCAUGAACAGGAACAAGGACAGCUAUAGUCCAUCACAUGAAAGACAAGAGGUGAUGAGCUACUCCACCCACUCCCCUGCAAAAAGACACGCAUUACUGGAGGACGUGCUGACAAACCUCAACCUCAGCUUGACCAUCACCCCUCAGAUGACCAACCUUGGCCUCUCACCAGCGCUUGUGGAUGAGGUGUGGCACCAGCAGGCAGUGUUCAGGCUGUUGCAGCUAAUAGAGCUCCCCCUAGUGGAGGACUUAUUAGAGUCCAAGGACAGAUCUCGGCCUCCCCUGCAUGGCAUGGACAGUGACCCGGAUCUGUUGUAUACAUCAAGCUAUCUAGACCGAGAGGUCCUAAAGGCCUUCAGUGAAGCACAGGCUGAUGAGUGGCUGUCAGCGGCAGUGGAUUGUCUAGACUUUCUGACUGAUGAGCUGGUGGUGGAGGUCAGUCGAGGUUUGGUUAGUUAUGCCGACGACCUGCCCCGGUGUAAGAAGCUGCUCUAUGAGGUCCUGGCUCAGCAUUACGGACACACACAACAGCCACCGCUGCUCAACAACCAUGUUUUCGACAUCCACUCUGGCAUUUCAGAGCUACUGGUGAAUGGAAAACUAGAGCAGGCUCUGGAGGCUCUGCAGCUGAGCCUGAAGCUGCAGGACUCUCGCAGCAGGGAGGAGCUACGCAGGCUCCUGAACUUCAUGGCCAUUGCAGCCAAAUCACAGGAGGUCAGACUGCACAAAGAGAUUGAGAACAGAAUGGCACUGAAAAGGUCUUUCUCAAGUGCUAUCGUGUACAGCAGAAGACUCUCCAAAGGAAAGGUGGACUUGAUGGUUUUGUUCAUGAUGGAUAACCACAAUGAUCUGUUCAAAAUUCCUCUUUCACUGCACAAUAUGGUCAGUGACAGAAUAAUGAAUAUUGUCAAAGGGAAGGAUCCAGAUAUGAUAACAGGUUCAACAUACUGCACAAGAGUUAGUCCUAAGGCCUAUUCAGAAAAUGCAGAAAAAACCACUAAAGAGGAACUGUGGUCGUUACUCCGGACAGUCCAUGAGAAUCCUAAGCUCUCCACCAAAGAAAAGCGACGGCUGUUGGGACAGUUUUAUAAAGGCCACCCAGAAAUUUUUGUUCAGUACUUUGGAAAUCGAUUGUCCAGUGUCAACAUGUUGCUACAGUAAUAUUUAUUACUUUAAAAUAAUGUAUUAUAAUGUAAAAAGACAUAGAUGUAAGAACAAAGGCUGAUUUGAUGUAAAUAAUGUGAAGAUGUGCAGUAUAGUAAGUGGGUUUAAUUUACUUUUAUGUAAAUAGAUUAGGCUACUGAACAAGAAUGUGAAUUUUAUAGUACUGGCUCUUAAGAACCUGUGAUAUUUAAGGUAGUUGUCUUAAAUAUUUUCUUUGAUAACACUAACAUGAAAUGUCUUUGUCAUGAGACCAAAUGAACCAAGUGUUCUUGCAUUCUAUGUCAGCAGACAGUAAAGAUGAGUCUGCAAAUCAGUAGAUGUAUUCUUUGUACUUACAAAUGUGUCUGUUCGUGUGGUUUCUCAUACAUGAUGUGAUGCACAACAGAGCUAUACCUGAGGAACCUUAAAACAGAAAUGUGGACACUUGAAAGUCUGAUGUCGUACUGUAGUAAACAGCCAGAGGUAUUCAUGAGAAUCAGCCCUAUGAGUAUUUGUGUUUGUUGCUAUAGAUCAGCAAAACAGAUUAUUGUAAAUUCUUUUUAUUUUUACUGAAAACGUAGCCAUAUUCUGGUGGUAUUUUCAAGGUUGUUUCAAAUAAAGCCUGCGGUAUUUCAUCCUUCUAAUCAGCUGAGGAGAAUACUUCCACAUUUCCGGGUCACAAAAUUUUUAAAUCACUGUCAUUUCCAUAUUUUGGCAGGUCUUAACCCUAUAAAACCAUUUGUAUCAUAUUCACUACAUGAGUUUCUGAGCAAAAAAAAACAA